AUGUAUAUAGCUGCGAUCUGUCGAGCGCUUCUCGACUACUGGGUGGAGAUUAUUACGAGCACCACAUUUUGUUAUUUCGCCGGAUCUGCGGUGUACAACCUUUACCUCAGCCCCUUGGCAAGGUAUCCAGGUCCGUUCCUGUCAAAGAUCUCCUCGAUUCCCGACUUUUACUGGUCCUUGACCGGAACUCGACAUCUAUGGAUUGCUCAUAAUCAUAAAAUCUACGGAGAAGUAUUUCGCUAUCGGCCCGAUGGCCUUCUUUUCAAAACACCACAAGCCUAUCGCGAUAUCUUCAACAACAAAGCCAACGUCAAGCGGUCGAAAUUUUACGACAUCAUGACCCGUCAUUCAGAAGACACCAGUACGCUUACUGGAACUGACUCGGUGCUUCAUGCACAAAAGCGACGCGUUCUGAACUCCGUCUUUUCCGAAAAGUCGAUUCGUUCCAUGGAGCCACUUCUUGCUAAGCAUGUUACCCGGUGGUGUGAGCUCUUGACUGAUGAUGAUGGGACCGAGUGGUCAUUGCCGAGAAAAAUGUCAGAUACCUGCGACUACCUUGUUCUCGAUGUACUCUGUGACCUUUGCUUUGGACGAACAGUUAAUACAAAGGAACCGGGUGAAAAUGAGUAUCGAAAGAUCCCACACAUAAUUGCAUUUUUCCUGAAGAUUCUGUAUUCCCUCGGCCAUUCCCCAUGGUUGAACCUUGUUGUUUCGCUCAAGCCACGAGGCCUUGACUGGGUUCUUGCGGUGAUGACUCCGUCACAAGUUCGGUUCCUAUACGACUUCGUGCGAGAGUCACUAAACCGAAGACUGAAACUGCAGAGCUCCGAGUCGCACCAAAGACGGAGUGAUAUGUUGCAGCAUCUUAUCAACGCAGUAGAUCCGGUAACGGGUCAGCCGGGGUUCAGCCCGGCAGCACUGGAGGCCGAGGUCAUCAUGUUGACCAUUGCAGGCUCAGAUACCACGUCUGUAAUCCUGGCGGGAUUUUUCUUCUACAUCACUCGCACGCCUCACGCAUAUACAAAGAUUGUCAACGAAAUCAGAAGCACGUUCCAAUCCUUCGAGGAAAUAAAAAGCGGUCCCAAGCUUCUGUCUAGCUGUCCCUAUAUGCGCGCUUGCGUAGAUGAGGCAAUGCGAGUCACACCCGCCGGGUCCUCCGAGUUGCCACGAAUCGUUCUUGUAGGGGGCAUGAUGAUCGACGGCGCAUAUAUCCCCGAGGGCACAACUGUCGGCGUGUCGCACUGGAGCUUCUAUCGCAACGAAGAACAUUUUACAGACCCUAAUAUAUAUCGACCCGAAAGAUGGAUAGUUGACCCAGCGACUGGAGUCACCGAAGAAGAUGUGGCUCGGGCCCGUUCAAGCUGUGUUCCGUUCACUGCUGGAACAACAAGCUGUGCUGGAAAGAAUUUCGCCCUUCUAGAAAUAUACCUGACAAUUGCCAAAACACUCUGGCUGAAUGAUAUGCGCCUGCUACCGGGAGACACGACUGGAACUGGAAACAAGGAUACGAUCUGGGGGAACCAUGACCCGAAUGUGUUUCAAGUCAUUGACAGUUAUAUUAGCAUCAGGGACGGACCGAUGGUGCAGUUCCGGAAGAGACCAUAG
Messenger RNA from Aspergillus affinis, 1605 nucleotides. Its product is annotated as cytochrome P450. The record is from RefSeq and is a predicted model, not a curated record. Bases 1 to 1605 code for a protein of 534 amino acids. Gene Ontology annotation, molecular function: iron ion binding; heme binding; oxidoreductase activity, acting on paired donors, with incorporation or reduction of molecular oxygen. The transcript is spliced from 3 exons. Lineage: Eukaryota; Fungi; Ascomycota; Eurotiomycetes; Eurotiales; Aspergillaceae.